This is a messenger RNA of Callorhinchus milii (elephant shark), 1981 nucleotides long. Its product is annotated as protein FAM124A. NCBI's taxonomy places the organism in Eukaryota, Metazoa, Chordata, Chondrichthyes, Chimaeriformes, Callorhinchidae. The transcript has 4 exons. The record is from RefSeq and is a predicted model, not a curated record. Bases 1 to 1695 code for a protein of 564 amino acids.
AUGAGCGCCAUUAUUUCCAUGGCAGAUAAUGAUCCGUCGCCAUGUUCGGUGCAACAUCGUCCAUCAGAUUACAGCCGUAUGUCGUCCACAAGCAGUGAUUUUCCCUGGGAGGAAGUGCCUGAUCCCUUUCUGGUCACCAUGCACAUCAUUGCCGAUCCAGGAAACUCCGGAGCUCUGCAGAACGCGAUUGACAGCCUUUUGAAAUGGAUUAAUCUGAAUCUGCAGCUGUUCAUCGUCUCCGAGCGUGGUUUGCCUCAGAAAACAAAACCUGGCAGUGGGAUUGUAAUCCAGCCGGCGUUGGCAGUCAUUCUCUUCAUGCAGGAAGAUUAUGAGGAAGACGAAAUCUUCCAGCUCCAUGGAAGCUUCCUCCGUCCACCGUGGCAGUAUCACCACACUGAACGCGUCAAAGGCCGAAACCUCCCUUAUGUGCCGCGUAACCAGGCUUUCUUCACGCUUGCCGAUCACACGGCACUUUGGGCUGUCAGGCAGGUACAUUAUGGGAAAGAAAUCAUCCGCUUUACUGUGUACUGCAGCUUUGAAAAUUUUGUGGACAUGGUCAAGAUGUACCAGCUUAUCCUGAGAAGGGAGGUGUCAAAGCGGAAGGCAGAUUUUGUCUUUUUCACCAUCUAUUCCAAUUUGGACGUUGACAUUCAGUUCUCACUGAAGAGGCUGCCAAAGGGCCAGUAUCCCACUCCCACCGAAUCUGCUGUGUUGGAAUUUCGAGUGCAGGACAUUGGGCACCUUGUGGCUCUGCUUCCCAAUGCGUGCAGCCCAAUCAGCGACGUCAGAUGGCAGACUGAGGACUGUGAUGGCAACAAGCUCCUAUUACAGGUAAGAGCUGUAUCCAGAAGUUCCUGGCGGAGGAGUGUGGUUCCCCAGUAUAGCUCAGCGAGGAGUCGCUCCUUCAUUCCUUCUCAGGGCUCCCUGCCCCAAAGCCUUGGCUCUGCACCAGACAGGUACCUUCGUCAGCGACCCAUCGGCCACAAGGUCCAACAAAUAAACGGUUUCAGACGAUGUAGGCGGAACUUGCAAGGAAGCAUUUCGAUCGAUUACCAGGAAACCUCUAGCAGAACGGCGAGCAGUGCUUCUGAGAAUUCAUGGGCUGCCCAGCGCAGCAAGUCUUUGUUCUCUCUGCCAACAUUCAGCACUUCUUCAUCCUCCUCCUCCUCUUCAUCACCACUCGGUGAGCCAGCCGCUACAUCGCACGGUGGAAGCCAGCAAAUCAUAGUUCCAGAACUUCACAGCACCUCACAGGUUGUGGUCAAUGAGUUAGAAGAGACAAUGGAAACUGAUGUUGACACAGGUCUGACAACAUCCUGUUCAGACCUCUCUGUUGUGUCUGCUUAUUCAACACUGAAUGGAUUUGGCAAAGAUUUAGACGCCGCUCUUCCUUUAAUAAGGAAUUGCAGCAACAAACCAAAGCCUGGACUUUAUAGGCCUUUAUCAACAAUGAAUAGUUCACUUCCUUCCUACUCUGAACUUUCAUCUGGUUCAUUUCCUCAACUCCCGGAAUUCUCUUCCUGCUUCCUAAACUCACACAUUCCUUCGCCACGUGCCUUCAACUCUACAUCUGGACUUUGCACCAGAAAGAAGCAACCUCUUCCUUUCCAACCUAGCCGUCGAACUCAAAGUAAAAACUACCCUGCAAUCCGACAACUAUCCCUCCAAGAGGAAAAACAGGAAUUUUACAUUUGAACCACUUGUGUGGCAUAAUAACUUUUUGUUGCCUUUCUUCAGCAAAGCAAUAGUAAAUUGUACAUGAGUGACACUAAAUGAAGCGAACAAUUGUUUAUCUACACUCUACAGAAAUGUUGCUGGGUUUUGACUCAAGACUCACUUUUGACUCAAGACUCACUUACGAUGGUUGUGCGGAUGAUGUCCUUAAACGCGCAUUGUCAAAGUUGCUACUCUGAGCACCAAGUUGGAAUAUCACCUUCUAAAAGAGUUGAAGUAAAAUGGUUAGGAAAUGCAGAAGUGUUGU